AUGGGUCCGCGCACUUCUCGCGGGCUCGGCGCCUGGGCCUGGAUGGCGGUGCUGGCCCUCGGCAGGAGCACCGCUUACACCGACACCGAGGAGUUCCUCAGCGAUCUGGAUAAGCCAGGCGGAGGCCUACAGGAGUCAAGAGAUUCACUUCAAUUGGUUUUAAGCGGCCUGCAUCCAGAUAAGUACCGCAACCCUGGUCAUCACUCCAUCUGGGUGGUUAAUUGGUGUAGGUGGGUUGAAGGCAGGACAAAAAUAAGCUUCCAAUGGUCAUUUUGGCUGAAACUUGUU
This is a messenger RNA of Iphiclides podalirius (scarce swallowtail), 288 nucleotides long. Lineage: Eukaryota; Metazoa; Arthropoda; Insecta; Lepidoptera; Papilionidae. The record is from the annotation of a GenBank genome assembly.